Molecule: messenger RNA, 708 nt
Organism: Grosmannia clavigera kw1407
Lineage: Eukaryota; Fungi; Ascomycota; Sordariomycetes; Ophiostomatales; Ophiostomataceae
Exons: 3
Coding region: 1-708 (235 amino acids)
Source: RefSeq, a predicted model, not a curated record
AUGCAGCCGGGAGGGGGGGAGGAGAGAGAGGGGGCGUUCUGUCCUUCCGACGGCUGGCAGACCGGAACGGGGACGGGGAUGCUGGAUGGCAGAGGUGGCAGGCGAGCAGAGGACGAGCGUGCAGAGAGCUCGACGGACGGCGAGGGCGAGAGAGGUGUUUCGAACGGAGAGACCGAGCAGACAAGAGAGCAGCCUGUGGAAAUUUUCGCUACGUGUAUCCCCACUGUCGAGGCCGGUAGCGACUACCUGUGGGACAGCGGGCGCUCACACUGCCGCCAAGGUCACCAGUACACGUGUCCUGCGAUUGGCCCUGCAGGGGUGAAAGCGUAUAGGCGCUGCGAGAUGCCUUCAUAUUCACGACAUCGCGUACGGGUGCGAGCGCGAUACGAGCACGGCCCUGAAGCUUGCCCUACGAGCGCACACGCGCACGCACACGAGCCAGCCGCUCAUUGCAGGACCGCCCAGGACUCCCUGGCCGAGGUCCUGCCAGCGGCUUUGCCGGCUUUGCAUACGACGUACCCCGUACGAACCCAGGCAUCGCAUUCCUAUGCGGCUGACAAGGCUGCACCGCCGCCGUGUUGCAGCAGAGCCCGUCACAUCACCUUUUUCCCUGGCCGUGUGACUGGUCAGUCUGGUGCCAUCACGGCUCGAUACGACUGUGCUCAAAUCGCGUCCAAGCAGAAAGAACGGGCUCUUGCGAGCCACUGA